AGGAAGCUGUGCAAACAAGCGAUGACAUUUAAAGAAGCAGGAAGUGCCUUCGAGAACUUCUGCUGGACUCCCUUGGCCAGCGGGGCCCUCCUGCAGUGGGACUCGAAGAAGGAUUGACAUUCCCGUGGGAGGGAAUCAUGGCAGCUGCUGCUGAAGAGGGCCGGGUGGCGCAAGAUCGCGUCAGGACCCUGCAGAGUGACGUGGAGGGAGUGAAGACCAUCAUGUCGGAAAACGUCGAGCGCAUCCUGGCCCGCGGCGAGAAGCUGGACGACCUCAUGAACAAGACUGAGGAUCUACAAGCCAGUUCGGAACAUUUCAAGACCACCUCGCAGAAAGUAGCAAGGAAAUACUGGUGGAAGAACACGAAGAUGAUCAUCAUAUUGGUUAUUAUCAUCGCCAUUAUCCUAACUGUCAUCAUACUGCUGGCUACGGGCGUCAUUCCGACCUAAAGCCUACCAGACACUGUACACUUUGGCCUCAGCCGAAUCUCUCAAACUGUAUGGAGCUCUAGACGUUUUCGCUGCCCUGCUGCGUAAUGGAGAGGCACUUUUUGAUUCCGCUGUCGAUUUUGAGCUGUAAAUUUUCGGGGCACGGCUGCCCCAUGGCUGUACACAAACCUCAAGCUCGCCUUGUCCAAAAAAUCCUACCGCUGUAAAUGGUCCAGGCAAUAAAAUGCGGGACAGAC
Molecule: messenger RNA, 685 nt
Organism: Stegostoma tigrinum
Lineage: Eukaryota; Metazoa; Chordata; Chondrichthyes; Orectolobiformes; Stegostomatidae
Product: vesicle-associated membrane protein 8
Exons: 3
Coding region: 138-449 (103 amino acids)
Biological process (GO): vesicle fusion; SNARE complex assembly; vesicle-mediated transport
Cellular component (GO): plasma membrane; SNARE complex
Molecular function (GO): SNAP receptor activity; syntaxin binding
Source: RefSeq, a predicted model, not a curated record